Messenger RNA from Miscanthus lutarioriparius, 1356 nucleotides. The record is from the annotation of a GenBank genome assembly. NCBI's taxonomy places the organism in Eukaryota, Viridiplantae, Streptophyta, Magnoliopsida, Poales, Poaceae.
AUGGCAGCGCCGAAGCGUCUCCACAACGGGUAUGAGCAGGACGGGGACCAGCCCGACGACAAGCGCAUGCGCCGCCUGCCGUCCUUCUCGACGGUGAUCCGGGAGGCCAUGAUGCAGAAGCACAUGCACAGCCUGUUCAUGUGUCUGGAGCCUCUCCUCCGCCGAGUGGUGCAGGAGGAGCUCCAGGCAGGGCUGAUGCAGAGCCCGCGCUACAUCGAGAGGCUGCCGGAGACGCCGCCGGCGGAGCGGGCGGCGUGGAAGCUGGCUUUCCGGACCCCGCCGCAGCUGCCGAUCUUCACGGGCAGCAAGGUCGAGGACGAGGCCGGGAACCCGCUGGAGGUGAUCCUCGUGGACGCGGACACCGGCUCGCCGGCCACGCUACCGCAGGCGGCGCUGCGCGUCGAGGUGGUCCCGGUGUUCGGCGACUUCCCGCCGGACGGCCGCGAGGACUGGUCCGCCGACGAGUUCCAGCGGAACGUCGUCAAGGAGCGCGAGGGCAAGCGCCCGCUCCUGACGGGCGACGUGAGCCUCACCAUGCGCGACGGGCGCGCCACGGUGGGCGAGCUCCAGUUCACGGACAACUCGUCCUGGGUCCGCUGCCGCAAGUUCCGCAUCGCCGUCCGCGCGGUCCCGGGCACCGUCUGCGACGGCGCCCGGAUCCAGGAGGCCAUGACGGAGGCAUUCAUGGUCAGGGACCACCGGGGCGAGCUGUACCGCAAGCACUACCCGCCCGUCCUCGCCGACGACGUCUGGAGGCUGGAGAAGAUCGGCAAGGAAGGCGCGUUCCACAGGAAGCUCAGGCGCAACAACGUCGGCACCGUGCAGGAGUUCGUCCGGAUGCUCAUGGUGAAGCCCGAGGAGCUGCGCGCGAUUCUGGGCGACGGCAUGACCGACCGCAUGUGGGAGGCGACGACCAACCACGCCAAGACCUGCGGCCCCGACGACAAGGUGUACAUGCACGCCACACCGCACGGCACCAUCUACGUGGACUCCAUCUUCAACAUCGUGAGGGUCGACGUCGGCGGCGUCCAGUGGCCGCUGCAGGUGCAGCAGAUGAACAGGGGCCAGACGAUGAUGGUGCAGCAGAUGCUGCUGGACGCGUACGAGCACCGCCACAGCCUGCAGGAGGCCGAAGCCUUCAUGCUCCAUGGCCAUGGCCACGCCGCCAACAACGUUCCACUGCUGCAGAAUGCAGCAGCACAUGUCGCGCUGCCGGCGCCGGCGGACACACCGCUCUGGUUCCCGAACGCCGCGGAGAUGGACUUCCCCGUCGACGACGUGGUUGUCCCCAUUCCCCAAGCCAACAACAGCUUCGCCUACCAGUGGCCUGGCCAAGCGUUCCACAUGCCAGGUUAA